Molecule: messenger RNA, 1827 nt
Organism: Megalops cyprinoides (Indo-Pacific tarpon)
Lineage: Eukaryota; Metazoa; Chordata; Actinopteri; Elopiformes; Megalopidae
Gene: wdr55
Product: WD repeat domain 55
Exons: 9
Coding region: 22-1245 (407 amino acids)
Molecular function (GO): protein binding
Source: RefSeq, a predicted model, not a curated record
UGUCGUGACGUAACACAUACAAUGAUGGCGGCUCCCAUGGAGGAAGUUGAAGCUGCGGCGCUGUCGAAUGAAACGGAUUCUCUUGAAAAAGACACAAACGCCGUGGAAGAGGAAGAAGAUCAUACCGAGGAACCAGAGGAACCAAAAGAGCCAAGAGUUCGGGAGACCCCCGAGGACAUCCAUUUCGAAGCCAUCGUCAACACCCUGGCAUUUCAUCCAACGCAAGACAUCCUUGCCGCGGGGGACAUAGAUGGAGAUAUCUAUGUGUACUCAUACUCUUGUACAGAGGGCGAAAACAAGGAGCUGUGGUCCUCCGGUCAUCACCUCAAGUCCUGCCGCCAAGUCGCCUUCUCUCAGGAUGGACAGAAGCUGUUCAGCGUGUCCAAAGACAAAUCGAUUCACAUCAUGGAUGUUGAAGGGGGGAAGCUGGUUACGCGUAUUCCUAAAGCACACAGUGUUCCCAUCAACGCCCUGCUGCUGGUGGAUGAGAACCUGCUGGCUACCGGGGACGAUGGUGGGACCCUGAAAGUGUGGGACAUGCGCAAGGGGACAGCCUUCAUGGACCUGAAACACCACGAGGAUUACAUCAGCGGCAUUGCCAUCGACCAGGCCAAGAGAACCCUGCUCACCUCCAGUGGCGAUGGAACGAUGGGCGUGUUCAAUAUCAAGAGGCGUCGCUUUGAGCUGCUGUCAGAGUUCCAGAGUGGAGACCUCACCUCAGUGGCCAUCAUGAAACGCGGUCGCAAGGUGGUGUGUGGCUCCAGUGAAGGCACCAUCUACAUCUUCAACUGGAACGGCUUUGGCGCCACCAGCGAUCGCUUCGCCGUCAGGGCCGAGUCUGUGGACAGCAUCGUCCCCAUCACCGACAGCAUCCUGUGCGCCGCCUCCAUGGACGGGGUCAUAAGGGCGAUCAACCUGCUUCCAAACCGGGUGUUGGGCAGCGUGGGGCAGCACGUAGGCGAGCCCAUCGAGCAGAUCGCCCGCUCUGGCGACGCCCACUUCCUGGCCAGCUGCGCCCAUGACCAGCGGGUGAAGUUCUGGGACGUCUCGGGCCUGCCGGACAUGGUGGUCAGUGACUACCGGCGGCGGAAGAAGAAGGGGGGCAGCCUGAAGUCGCUCAGCGGGAAGGCCUUCGGGGCCGGGGACGACUUCUUCUCCGGCCUGCUGGAGGAGACGGAGGAGAAGAAAGGGGAGGAAGAGGAAGAGGAGGAGGAGGACAGUGACAGUGACAGCGGGAGCGAUUAGGACUCGUGUGGGUGGGUGUUCGGCAGUGAUCCAUGGACCGGACCACUGUGCGGGCUGUUGGGUUUUCGACAGGUGGUGCUGACGUUUGCAGAUGGCCCCGGCGCGUUGGAGACGGCCUGAGCAGACCGCUGAGCUCGCUGAGCUGGUGCAACCGCUGUGUUGCUUGAGCGGUUUCUGGGAUAGUGUCUGAGGGAAGCACACUGUUAUGCUGUAAAUACUACAUAGUACUUCAUUGAUCGUACUUUUGAAAACCCAUGUAGAGUCUCUUUGAAAAGGGCCCUGAAUUUGAGGAUGCUUGAUUUAAAGUCGGGACUGAUGUAAUCCCAGCCAUGUGUGACCCCGAGUGCAGAGGUGAGGGUGGCGAGUCCUGCUGUGUGUGCUGGAAAAGAGUCUCUUUGUGGAGUCUGUAAAUCCAGUGAGCGUCAACCCAGAGAGGGCUCCAACAGAAGCCAGGAGGGAACACAGGAGAGGGGCCGCUGUUAAUCAAGGGGUCAAAGGUCACUCCACCAGAGGAAUGGAGCUCUCCUAUAACUGAAGACACACCCCUCCCCACAAACUGGGCACCAGGAUUGCUGGAUGUGU